AUGAUCGUUGAAAGAAAUCCUACAGUUAAGCCAGGAAGUAAAAUGAGCAAUGACAAUCAACCAAAUCCAUCGAAUCCACCCAUAUUUCCACCAUCGUUUACAUCUGUACCGCCACCUUCAUCACCGGCAGCGGCGGCAGCCGCCUUCCAACAAUCAUAUUUUCAAGCUACUAUGUACGCACUUUAUCAACAGCAGCAGCAACAACAGCAGCAAUUUUUUCAACAGAUGUUCUCAGUACCUCCUCCGCCUUUACCGGUCGCGAAUGUUCCAAAUCGGCCAGCAUUUGGAGUUCGACCACCGAUAUCGCUGGAAAAUGGACAAAAGAAAAUAACAAAUGGAAAACAAUCAUCAACGAUGCAAAAAGAUUUUCAAGACCGAAGACGCAAUUGUUUCUCUUCAUCUUCAUUUCGCGAAAAUAAUAAUAAUAAUAACUACCGGCGUUCAUACGAUCAAUCCUGUCGAAAUGAUGAUCGACGUCGAGAAUUAUCUUCGUCGCCACCGGCAUCGAAAAGACGUCGAACGAAUGAUAACACAAUCGAAGAUGAAUAUCAUGAUUCUAGUCCGGAUGAAGACUCUACCGAAGUUUCAACAACUAAAAGCAAACCGCAGUAUGUGCGUACAUGUGCAUCGGAAUUGUAUUAUCGACGAGACGAACAAAAUUCUCGUUUGAUACAUGGAACACAGAAAUUGAAGGAUCUGUGUGCAAAAUUUCAAACAGAUGUCUUAGCGCAACGAGAAAAAUUUCGCCGAGAAAAUAAAGUUUUCGACGAGCCAGAUCAUUCCAAUAUGUUUUAUAAAGCCAAACAAUUCGGCUCUCAUAGUAAAGCAACGAAACCGGAAAGAAAGUCGAAAGAUUCUUCGAGUGAGAGCGGAGAGGAAGAUGAAAGCGAAGAAGAAGAAGGCGAAGCUACAGCAGCAAGUUUAGCAAGUGAUAAUUUGUUAACAUUAGAAAUCGAACGUAAACAACAGAUACCAAAUCGUUUACAUCCUGAACUUUGGUUCAACGAAUAUAAACAAGGCAAUGAUGGUCCUGUGUGUCGAUGCAGUGACGAUGAUCGAAAAUUUGGCAUUCGUCAUCAGAUGUUCUAUGGAGAAAAGCUGAUUACACCAUGUAACAAAUGGAAUAAUAAUGCGGGUCGAUUGUUUCAUUAUCGAAUAACGUUAACACCGAAGACAAAUUUUGUUCUGAAGGAACCGACUGCAAUAACAUACGAUGAUCAUGAAUACAUCUUUGAAGGCUUUUCUGUUCUUUCUCAUGUUUCAUUAACGAAUGUGAAUGAUUGCAUUGUUGUUUAUCAUAAUAUUGACUACUCUGUUGGUUUGGAAGAAGAAUCUCCCUUAGAACAUUUUACUAUUGAAGAACUUGAUCUUCUUCAACAAUACCUUCUUAUUGAUAUCUGUGAACUGUAUGAUAUUCAAUGGCGACCAUUGAAUAACGAUAAAAACAUUUCCACAUGUACAUGUUACCAUUUUUUUCCUCGUUUUGCACGUAUUUUACCUGAUAAUGGUAAAGAAUUACUUCAUCCUGCUGAACAAAUUCAAUAUUUCCUCAGACACUUGAAACCUUUAAUACCCAAUGACUUACACGCUCGAUGCAAAUCAAUGUCAACUGAUGCCUGGGAUAAAUAUGUAACCAAAGUUCAAGGUUCAAUCAUUUGGUUUCCAAAACAUCGACCAGCAGCCAUUCGACUUGAUCAACUCGACCGAGACAACAGUCCAUAUCCACUUAUUGUUCAUUUUGGUAUUCGCCCUGCUGUUUUGUCAAUCCAAUAUAAUCAGGAAUAUCGUCAAGCGUAUAAAUCUUACUUGAAAGUAUUUUUUCUUCUGAAAAAUCGAACACCAACCGAUGAAGACAAAGCGAAUUUACGCGACAAAGAGCAACGCUUAAAGCAAAUAGUUGCUAAACAUGCUGAACAAUUAAAACGUGAAACAGUCGUCGAAAUCUCCUCGGAAAACGCGUACCGCACUGGUUUUAAAUCUGAUAUCAUUCAACAUUCGUUGUUACUUUCCUCAUUGCAAGACCAUCUACGUUUCCAUCACUCGUUAACCGAGUUGGAAACACAUCUUGUUGGUUACAAAUUCCAAAAUCGCUGGUUAAUGCAGUUGGCUUUGACACAUCCCAGUGGAAAUUAUGUUUUGCAUAACAAUCUCGGUCCUAAUCCAGAUCAUGUGAAAAAUACUUUGGCGAAUUGUCGAAUCAGAAAUACAGUUUAUGGAGACCGAAAACAACUGUUUCGACCAGUAACGAAACGAGGAGUGUCAACAUUAUUUCGCAUCAUGGCAAAAAAAGCGAAGACAUGCGAACAAAUAUCGGAAAUAACGAAUUAUGAACGUUUAGAAUUUCUUGGUGAUGCUUUGUUGGAAUUUUUGGUCUCCAUCCAUCUCUUCUUUCUAUUUCCACAAUUCGACGAAGGUCGUCUGUCCACAUUUCGCGUUGGUUUAAUUCAAAACCAUUUUUUCACAUCGUUAGCACGAAAUCUAUGUUUACAACAUUUUAUUAUUUAUAAUCACGGGCCUGAUCUUUGUUCACACUCCGCACUUAAUCAUGCGUUGGCGAAUUCCUUUGAAGCUUUGAUGGGUGCAAUCUAUCUCGAUGGUGGACUAGAAAUUGCGGAUAAGAUUUUAUCGAAAAUUCUUUUUAAUCAAGAUAAAACUCUCACAGAUAUCUGGAGUCAUUUGCAAGAAUAUCCAUUGAAAGUCCAAUAUCCAAAUAGUGAUCGACAUUUAAUCGAACAAGUACCUUUACUGAAAAAGCUAACAAAAUUUGAGCAGGAUAUCGGGGUUGAAUUUCGUCAUAUUCGAAUGUUAGCACAAGCAUUUUGUACAAGACCAAUUCCACAGAAUGAUUUGACUAUUGAAGAUAACGAAAGAUUAGAAUUUCUUGGUGAUACUGUUCUGAAUUUUGUUGUCAGUGAUUAUUUAUAUCGUCAUUUUCCCGAACAUCAUGAAGGUCAUUUAUCGUUACUUCGUUCGUGUACAGUUUCAAAUCCAACCCAAGCUGUGAUAUACGAUGAAUUAGGUAUGCAAGUUUAUGUUGAUUAUGUUCGUGAGCAACUUCGUACAACUACGCCGCGAAUGAUUGAGAAAUCUUUGAAAGCCAAAGCUGAUGUGUUCGAAGCAUUCAUAGCCGCACUGUUCAUUGAUCAAGGUUUAGAAGCGAUUUAUGCACUUUGCCGGGCAACUAUCUUUCCACGUUUACAAGAUUUCAUAUCUACCCAACAUUGGAACGAUCCGAAAUCGAAUUUGCAACACUGUUGCUUAGCAUUGCGCGAUCCCAAUGAUCGAAAUCCGCCUUUACCUGAGUAUGUUGUUUUGAAAUCGAUUGGCUCAUCGAAUAAUGUUCAAUACCGAGUGGGCGUUUUCUUUCGUAAACAACGUUUAUCGGUUGGUCUUGGCCGAUCAGUGCACGAAGCAGAAAUGGCUGCAGCAAAGAAUGCUCUUGAACAACACGCAGAAAUGUUCCCUCUGUUACAUUAUCAGAAAUCAGUUUUAACGUCAUCAAGUCCGAUUCAUUCAAAACGUCGAAUGCCAACGAAUACAAAAGUCAAUAAUAAUGAGAGUAAUCGACACGAACUGUUUUCAUUGAGAAAAAUGAAAACACGAAGUGAAAUUGCAGCAAUGAUAACUACAUCAACUAGAGUCAAAAGUUAG
Adineta ricciae is the source of this 3651-nucleotide messenger RNA. The record is from the annotation of a GenBank genome assembly. Lineage: Eukaryota; Metazoa; Rotifera; Eurotatoria; Adinetida; Adinetidae.